This is a messenger RNA of Acaulospora colombiana, 1266 nucleotides long. The record is from the annotation of a GenBank genome assembly. NCBI's taxonomy places the organism in Eukaryota, Fungi, Glomeromycota, Glomeromycetes, Diversisporales, Acaulosporaceae.
AUGUAUAGCAGUAACGAACCAGUUCAAGGCGUCGAGACAUCUUCCGUAGGGUUGCACAAUCCACCGCCUGUUGUACCAUCGGGCCCGCGGACACCAUUAUUACGAAAGCCAAAUAAUUCGUUUCUUAAGCGCAAGAUUAUUCUCAUGCUUUCGGGUUUAACUCUCGCCAAUGUUGCGUCGUGGAUAAUUACAGUCUUUACAUUUCGCGAAUUCCCUUCACUCAUAGGCACGGCAGCAUUAGCAUAUACCUUGGGCCUUCGACACGCUGUAGACGCCGAUCACUUGGCUGCUAUUGAUAAUGUUACCCGAAAACUUUUACAGACCGGGAAACACUCUGUAUCCGUUGGUUUGUUCUUUUCCCUGGGUCAUUCGACAAUCGUGAUAUGUGCAUCACUCGCCAUUGCCGUCACCGCUACCACAAUAAAAGAUAAAUUUGGCGACCUUCAAUCUAUAGGUGGUCUAAUAGGAACCUCGGUGUCAGCAACGUUUCUGUUUGUUAUUGGAAUCAUCAACACCUUUGUGCUAAUUUCGGUUUAUCGUUCGCUUCAAAAGUUGAAGCGUACCGGUGUUUUCGAGGAGGAAAGCAUCGACAAUGUUCUUAAUAAUUAUGGAUAUAUAGGCAGAUUAUUUGGACCCGUGUUCAAGUUCAUCGAUGCGAGUUGGAAAAUGUAUCCACUCGGGGUACUCUUUGGCUUUGGAUUUGACACCUCCACGGAAGUUGGACUUUUGGGAAUUGCCGCCAUUCAGGCGAACCAAGGGCUCCCCGUCUGGAUGAUCAUGAUUUUCCCCUUACUUUUUACAAGCGGCAUGGCCCUAAUAGACACCAUCGAUGGAAUCUUAAUGUUGGGAACCUACACUUGGGCAUUUAUCAAUCCAAUUCGAAAGUUAUACUAUAACUUUAUCAUAACAUUACUUUCCGUUCUGGUCGCAUUUGUAAUCGGGACAAUUGAGUUGUUCAAUAUUUUGGGUGAUAAGUUGAACCUUCGUGGUCCAUUCUGGGACUUUUUCGGUUCCCUUGGUGAUAAUUUCGGUGUUAUUGGUUAUUUGAUUAUCGGAAUAUUCAUCAUUACUUGGAUCAUUGCAAAGAUUAUUUAUCGGUGCGGUGGUUACGACAAGUUGGAACAACACUUUAUCCAGCAAGGUGCUGAUGUUGAUAACGACGAUGUGAAGAGCACUUCGAGUUCAAAAAACAACGAUGCUGUAGUCGGUGAUAACGACAGCGGAGGAAAAAGCAAAAAAACAUCCACGGAAAUUGAAGUCGCAUAA